GCAGUUUAGGGCGAGUGGGAACGACGGUCGGUUGUUGGCGACGAGCGGUCCGCCGAGGCUGAGUGAAAAGUACCUCGCGGGGGUUGGGAAAAGAAAGAAAAACAAAAGCUCCCGUGGGUCGACAAUAGACGAUCAGGUUACCAUUGUUGUCAUCAGCAUCUUGACGUUGCCAGAGACAAAAAAAUAAAUAAAGAUAGCGCUCUGUUGUGUAAUGUUUGAGAUGUUUAAUGAAUGUCUCAUUUUUUUUGUGUUUUGAAACUUAUAGACGAUGAUAACAAUCCACUCCGUUCUGAUGCGGUUUGCUCGCCGCUUGUGAUUCGGAAACUACGCCUCAUGGCGUUAAUUUGGUGUUGCUUUACACAAAAGUGCUUCGGGUCACUGAACGAUAAUGAAGUCAAGUUUUUUCCUGAGAAAUGACAAACAUUUUAGCCCGGCAUCGAACUUUUGCUCUGAAACAAAGGUUCUUCUGGUGAUCUGAAUUGACCAGGGUCGCUGACCAAUCUGUAAUCUAGCCAAGUUAUGGCGAGCGUCAUAGCAGUGCCAGAGGUCAUGAGUAUGGAAAGUGAGAGUGCGUCCUCUGCUGGCCAAGCGACGCCCGCGCCCUUCGAAGAGCCUCUGUCUCCAGAGGGACAGAAGUGUCUGCAGGAUCACUGGAAUGACAAACCGCUAAACGGUGUGUACUGCAACGCGUCUUGGGAUACAUUAUACUGCUGGCCACCAACGGAAGCAGGAGUGACCGCUCAAGAAUCGUGUGCGAAUGUGUUCAUAGAUUUUCCCGAUCUCCUCAACUAUCCUGAUGCUUAUGCUUUCCGAGAAUGUGACGAAAAGGGUGUCUGGUUAUGGGGUGGAUGGACGAACUAUUCCCAGUGUCUUCAUGUUAUCGAAAAUCAGACGAACGCAUCAGGUGUUGUUGAGGCUGUGCGAUACAUCACUUUCACCGGAGCCCUCCUCUCGCUCUUUACUCUCACCAUCACAAUCUUCAUAUUCACGUAUUUCAGAACGCUCGAGUGCGAUAGACUAAGGGUCCACAGAAAUCUAGUAUUAUCUCUCAUCAUCCGGUUUGUGGUAAUGUUGAUCAUUACUGAACCUUUCGUCUUCAAUCGCAAAAGCACGACAUACAGAGAUCUGGACUGGCUGUGCAAGACCCUGCUAGCCGUGAGAAUGUACGCCCAGAUGGCGUCGAUCAAGUGGAUGUUCAUCGAAGGUUUGUUCCUUCACUCGAGACUCACCUCCAACGUCUUUGACUCAGGUGCUCCGUUUAGCCUCUACUACUGCAUUGGUUGGGGGAUGCCCACUGGAUUCAUCAUGGCCUGGACCAUCACGAUGUCAAUCCAUUACCCAGUGCAAUGCUGGAAGGGCUACGGAAAUUUAAACUACGUUUGGAUAUUAGUGGGUCCCAUGGUGACCGCUUUGCUGGUCAACUUACUCUUCCUUAUCAAUAUCAUCAGGAUUCUAGUAACAAAGCUACGAGCGAGUGACGCGGUUGAAACCACUCAAGUAAGGAAAGCCAUCAAGGCGACGGUGGUGUUGUUUCCCCUCCUGGGGAUUACCAAUCUCCUCUUCGCCGUUAAUCCUGGGGACAAGGGGGAACUCGAGGGAGCUUACAUGAUCACCAACGCCCUACUGCAGUCAUCUCAGGGCGUCUUCGUGUCCGUCUUAUACUGCUUCCUAAACAGCGAGGUGCAAGAGAUCCUGAAGAAGCGGUGGAGACAGUACCGUCUGCAGCAGAUGGGCUACCCAGCAAACCACCGUCGGAAGAGCACCAAGAGCACCAUCAUUCUCCCGUCGACUUUCUCUCCGAGGACAAGUCCCCAAACGUCCUAUAGAAGUUGUUACCUGUCGCGUAGUGUCAUCGAAAGCAACGCCAUUCAGGAAACUUCGACCGUUUAGAAUUUUUUUUUGUAUUCUUCUUUUUUCAAUGGUCUGCUGGAACUAAGUUAAAAUGUUACUGUCUGAAAACUAGUCUGUUAGAUGGGUAGUGACUGCAAAUCGAGGCUCAUCUGUUCAUGAACUUUAAAGUGUUAAUUGACCUUUAUGAAUAUCAGUAUUAUUUUUGUGUGCAUGAAGCUGUGAAGUCUAACAUUUCCGUACUAGAAGUGUGAAGAACCGUUUCUUAUUUCUCAUCUAUCUCUUAUCAGUAAAAAGACAUGCCAAAGUUUAUAAAGUAUAAAUUCUUCUCUCGAAUCUCUUUCCAUGUGACAUAAGGUGAUAUGAUCAAUGUGCUUCAUUAUCCUCGACCGUCAUCCCAUCACGGUGAACAGGAGACGCCCGUGAUGCGACAAUGGUCCUUAAUCCGCUUGGCUUUCAUGUGUGAUUCGUGUAUGCUAUAAGAGGUUUUUGGAAGUACCUGAUUCUCGGCUAAGAUUAUUGUUAUAUGUUUCAAUGUGUCUUUUCCGUGUACUCAAGAACAAUACGUGAUUGCGUUUGUGCGCAGCAUUGCUUGUGUUAUGUAAAUAUCUAUUUGUAUGAGUGGACGAUAUACUGGUCAGUUAGAUAUGAUAAUUGAUUUUCUGCUAGAAACUUGGUGCCAAGUUGAAAAGUUCCAUUAAAAUACGUAAUGUUUUCCACGGGAUCUUAGCAUACGAAGGAAACUUAGUUAUUGGUGUUACCAAAGACAAAAGCAGAAUCGCUGUGACAGUGUUUGUACAUCAGUUGACAUAAGAGGCCACGAAACAUUGCUCUUUGGGACUUAAUGUGUUAUUAAUGAUCCUUGCUCGUUGCUGGAUACUGAAAGAUGCUUAAACAUUCACCUGCCAGUACUAUGUAUAAAACCGAGGUGCUGGGGAGUGUUAUGCUAUACUUCACUUAGAAUAAACACUGAAACUAUAAUUAUUUUUACAGUUUUUGGCUUUGAAAGUGAAAAAGUGGAUAGACCAUAUCAGAAAAAUAGGUAAUAUUCCAGUCAUUUUUUUUAGAUAAAAAAAAUCAAUGUAGCAAUAACUAGAAAAGAAGUGAAUUGUUUGAUGUACUCCCCUGAAAAUUCCAAAUAACCUUCUGAAAGGCUGCAGCAGCUAUAGAGGUUUCUUUGAUAAUUUUGUUUUUCGAAGACUUAAAGGAACGGGAGGAAUUCGCUCCUCGUUAGAGUGCAAUAACUUUUUUCAGCUAUUUUUAAUCAUCGCUUACUGACUUUCAGUUUUACGCAUGUGGAAUAAACAAGAACCAUCAAUUAAAAAGAGAAAAACAAAGGACAAAAAACGAAGACAUUAGAAGACAGAAAUUUAAAACAACCAAUGUUUUUAGGUUCUAAUUAAGAGAGAAAGACGGAAUUUAACGCUCAUCAUUCAUUUUACCCUUACUCAUAUAUGAUAUAUAAAAUAUAAAGAUGAAUUUCCCUCAUGUUAUUCUUUAUUUAAAGGUCCAUAAUAUUAUAUGGCCUACCAUGGUUCUAUGUAAUUAAGGGUGAUGCGACCUCAUACAUUCAGAUGAGAGGGAAUUCAUCAGUGUAUUAACAUGUAUUAAUACCCGGAUCUCACGUUAUAUAGACUGUAAUUCGUCAGAAUAAUAACUACUUAACAGUUUGAAUAGCUUUUUGCAUUAAUGUAAUUUACUGUAAUAACUGUCCACAUUUUUUACCAAUUGUCGUUAGGCAAAAUACCCCCAGGAAAUGAAAACAUUUGCAUGAGUCAUUUUAUGUGUACCAUUUGAAAUUUUCAUAACCCAAAUAGCACAAAUUAGAGUUUAUUAUGCUCUUCCCCCCUAUAAAAAUAAUCCUUUAUAUAUAUGUAAGUAGCAGAGUUUAUUAUGUGAUUCUAUCAAAAUUCUGCCUUCCUUUUGAUGAAAUGAUGUAAUAUGAAAGUCACAACUGCAUGCGUUGUAUGUUAAAUUUUCACUCAUGUCAAUGUAAUCCUUGAGUUCACAAACUGAAUACUUAUUAUCAGUGUUAGAAAACUAAAUCAUCUGUUUACAGUUGUACUGAAAUUCUCAGCUUUCCGUUUCACCAUGAAUUUGACAAUAAAAUUGAUGGUGACAAAUUUUGACUUUCUCAAAUUUCAAGGGGAGUUGAAUGUUCCUAAUAUACAACUGUACAAUAGAAAUCAAUGGUUAAUUUAAAAAUCCUGAUUGGUGAAGUGAAAUACAUACAUACAUACACACGCACACACACAUACACACAUACACACACACACACACACACACACACACAUAUAU
This is a messenger RNA of Macrobrachium nipponense, 4146 nucleotides long. RefSeq names its product corticotropin-releasing factor receptor 1-like. The coding region runs from base 520 to 1890 and encodes 456 amino acids. The record is from RefSeq and is a predicted model, not a curated record. Gene Ontology annotation, cellular component: plasma membrane. Lineage: Eukaryota; Metazoa; Arthropoda; Malacostraca; Decapoda; Palaemonidae. Gene Ontology annotation, biological process: adenylate cyclase-modulating G protein-coupled receptor signaling pathway; cell surface receptor signaling pathway. Gene Ontology annotation, molecular function: G protein-coupled peptide receptor activity. The transcript has 11 exons.